Molecule: messenger RNA, 417 nt
Organism: Lineus longissimus
Lineage: Eukaryota; Metazoa; Nemertea; Pilidiophora; Heteronemertea; Lineidae
Exons: 1
Coding region: 1-417 (138 amino acids)
Biological process (GO): DNA integration
Molecular function (GO): nucleic acid binding
Source: RefSeq, a predicted model, not a curated record
AUGGAACGACUGGGCAAGGUACAGGUGCAGCUACUUGUGACUGACAGCGGCGAUGAGUUUCUGAACAAACCCGUGCAGGACCUAUUGCGCGAGCUCAAUAUCGAGCAUAGGACUGUAGAGAUUGGCGACCACUUUGCCCUCGGAAUAAUCGACCGUCUCUCCCGCACCAUCAAAGAGAUGAUCUUCCAGGACUUCACCGAGAGAAGUAACGUAAUGUGGCUAGACAGGCUGCAGCAUUACAUGGACGCCUACAACUCCAACCCUCACAGAGGAAUCGACAAUCUCACUCCCGAUGAGGCGACAACAGGGGACUAUGACCAAGCUCUCCUCCAACUCAAUGUGGGCAAGACAGAAACCCCAACCAGCAAGUUCAAAGUCGGCAACCAAGUCCGCAAGCGACUCAAACGACCCACCUGA